Molecule: messenger RNA, 744 nt
Organism: Loa loa (African eye worm)
Lineage: Eukaryota; Metazoa; Nematoda; Chromadorea; Rhabditida; Onchocercidae
Product: 40S ribosomal protein S11
Exons: 3
Coding region: 227-703 (158 amino acids)
Biological process (GO): translation
Cellular component (GO): ribosome; cytosolic small ribosomal subunit
Molecular function (GO): structural constituent of ribosome
Source: RefSeq, a predicted model, not a curated record
AACUAUGGCCUUGCUGAAUGGUUUAAAGUAGAUCUGAUAUCUUGCUUUUCUGUAUGAAGCAUUCAUUACGGGACGCGCUACAUAAAAUAACUCAGACGAUCAUUUGGUAUUUCGCUCAAAUAUAUAUGAUCUUUUUCUGCCGCAAUCUAAACUGUAAGACUUCUCAUUGAAAUGAGAAAUAUCUUCAGGGUUCUUGAAUUCUGUGGAUAAAUUGGAAGCAUAGAAGAUGGCGGAACAAACAGAAAGAGCGUUCCAAAAACAGCCCACUGUAUUUUUGAACAGUAAAUUACGAACCUUGGGAAUCGGUAAGAAAGCGAAGAAGGAUGUACGUUAUGUUCGAAAUGUUGGGUUGGGGUUCAAAACACCGCGUGAGGCCAUAACUGGAACAUAUAUUGACAAAAAAUGUCCAUUCACUGGGAAUGUUUCGAUUCGUGGACGUAUACUGACAGGUGUUGUUGUGAAAAUGAAGAUGCAAAGAACAAUAGUAAUUCGACGAGAUUAUUUGCAUUUCAUUAAAAAAUAUCGUCGAUAUGAGAAACGUCAUCGUAAUAUGUCCGUUCAUUGCUCACCUGCAUUCAGGGAUAUAGCAGUGGGAGAUAUAGUAACAGUUGGUGAGUGUCGUCCAUUGUCGAAGACUGUACGGUAUAAUGUGCUGAAAGUAUUGAAGGCGUCGGGAGCUAAGAAAUCUUUCGACAAGUUCUGAUAAAAAUAUUUCCAUUUUUUUGUUGUUAUUUGACUUUGCAA